This is a messenger RNA of Antrostomus carolinensis (chuck-will's-widow), 1299 nucleotides long. Its product is annotated as beta-1,3-galactosyl-O-glycosyl-glycoprotein beta-1,6-N-acetylglucosaminyltransferase 7. The transcript is spliced from 3 exons. Gene Ontology annotation, cellular component: membrane. Bases 1 to 1299 code for a protein of 432 amino acids. Gene Ontology annotation, molecular function: acetylglucosaminyltransferase activity. The record is from RefSeq and is a predicted model, not a curated record. NCBI's taxonomy places the organism in Eukaryota, Metazoa, Chordata, Aves, Caprimulgiformes, Caprimulgidae.
AUGAACCCACUUGAUGCAACAAAAUCGGGAUUUUUAGUGUGUAUUGCUGUCUGUAUGUUCAUCUACACUUUUAUCUACCUAAAGGAUACACUUUCUGAAGAGCCAAAUGAUCAAAGAUUUAAUGCAAAUAUAGCAGAGUGUGGCUUUUACCCAGAUGAACUUUGUUCAGCUCUUUUUGCGGGGAAGACUGCUGCCUUUAAAAUUGGAAACUUUUGUCAGAACACCUACCAACCUAAAACACUCAGCUGCAUUCAGACUUCAUGCAACUGCUCCACGGUUUUGAAGACUCUGCAUUUUAUCACACGACCACUGUCAGAUGAAGAAGGAAAUUUCUCAUUGGCAUACAUUAUCACAAUUCACAAGGAGCUGGAAAUGUUUGUAAAGCUGCUAAGAGCUAUUUAUAUGCCUCAGAAUAUUUACUGCAUCCAUGUUGAUGAAAAGACACCAAAACAUUAUAAAGCUGCUGUACACAGCAUCAUUAAUUGCUUUGAAAAUAUUUUUAUUUCCUCAAAAAGAGAAAAUGUUGUCUAUGCAGGAUUUUCAAGAUUACAAGCUGAUAUUAAUUGCAUGAGAGACCUAGUUCAUUCUAAAAUUCAGUGGAAUUAUGUAAUUAAUCUAUGUGGUCAAGAUUAUCCCAUUAAAACAAACAAAGACAUUAUACAAUACAUCAAAACUAAAUGGAAUGGUAAAAAUAUGACUCCCGGGGUAGUCCAACCACUUCACAUGAAACACAGGACACAGGUUAGUUACAGAGAAUAUGUAAGUUCUGGAAUGUCAUACGUGUAUCCAACAAAGAAUAUAAAAGCUAAACCUCCAUAUAAUUUGACAAUAUAUUUUGGUAGUGCCUAUUACAUACUCACUAAAGAAUUUGUAGAGUUUACAUUGACUGAUGCACGUGCAAAAGAUUUGCUUGAAUGGUCAAGAGACACGUACAGUCCGGAUGAACACUACUGGGUCACACUGAACCGUUUAAAUGAUGCUCCAGGGGCUACACCCAAUGCAGACUGGGAAGGAAACAUACGAGCCAUUAAAUGGAAAGAUCAAGAAGGAACCAUACACAAAGGCUGCAAAGGUCAUUACAUCAGAGACAUUUGUGUCUACGGACUAGGGGAUUUGCAGUGGAUUAUUGAGUCUCCUCAUCUGUUUGCCAACAAAUUUGAGCCUGCAACAUACCCACUGGUUAUGGAUUGCCUGGAGAGACGCCACAGGCUUAAAGUACUGCACCAGGCAGAAGUCCCGAUUGAAGACCACUGGCGUUUUCAGGAAGAGAACUACUUCAACAUGAAGCUGAAUGUUUGA